Messenger RNA from Tauraco erythrolophus (red-crested turaco), 1284 nucleotides. Lineage: Eukaryota; Metazoa; Chordata; Aves; Musophagiformes; Musophagidae. The record is from RefSeq and is a predicted model, not a curated record.
AAUUCAUUUUAUCAACUGUUUUGUCUCUUAGAGAUCUCUUCCCAUGUGGGGAUUCCAUGGUUUGCAUCAUUGAUGAUAGAGAGGAUGUUUGGAAGUUCGCACCCAAUUUGAUAACUGUGAAGAAAUAUGUGUACUUCCAGGGGAUAGGAGAUAUUAAUGCACCUCCUGGAUCAAGAGAAAUUCAGAUGAAGAAGAAAGUAAACCACUCUACAAAACCAGAGGCACUGGAUUCAGCAGUGACAUCAGCAAAAGAUGUUGAAGAAAUAAAGAAUGUUACAUGUGCAGAAGAGCAAAGCAACGGACUCAAGAAGGCUUCAAAGGACACUUGCACUGCGAAUGGAAGUUCUUCUGUAAGCAGUGACAUGUCUGACUGGGACAUGAACUCUCGCGAUAAAGUUAAGACCCAGGACUCCUUAAAUGAUAGCACUGGUCACAAAGCGGACGGUGAAGUCACUAAUGAUUUGACAAAGACAAAAGAAUCUCCAGUUUUUUCAGAACAAGUUGAUAGAACAGUGGUAGAGAAGCAGCAAACCCAAGGCAAGACAACAAAUGACUUGGACUUUGAACUGUCUAGUGACAGUGAAAGUGAUGGCGGAGUGGAGACCAGAAAGUCAUCCACUUCUGUAUCAGAUAGUGAGAAUGAGGAAAAGAGAAGCUGGAAGAAAUCCAAACAGCCUCUGCAGGAUGAAAAUUUGCAGCAAGGGAGUUGCACUGACGCAAGUGAGAAAAAGGAUGGUCUGGUGAACCAUUCUGGGGACGCGCAAUCUCUACCUAAUGAAAAUAUUCAUGACAAAACCGAUCUUGAAGCACAAGAAGAGAGUGAACAGGAAAGCCUUUGUGAUUUAGGAAAUGGAUGUGCAGACAAGAAAGAAGCUGAAACAGAGUCUCAGAAUAGUGAACAGUCUGGAAUUACAAUGGGUGAGUCCUUAGACCAGAGUAUGGAGGAGGAAGAGGAGGAGGAUGAUACGGAUGAUGACGACCACUUAAUAUACCUCGAAGAGAUCCUUGUGCGGGUUCACACUGAUUAUUACACAAAGUAUGAUAAAUACCUGAAAAAAGAGAUUGAGGAAAUUCCAGACAUCAGAAAAAUAGUACCAGAACUGAAAAGUAAAGUGUUGGCAGAUGUAACCAUAAUAUUUAGCGGACUCUACCCAACCAACUUCCCCAUUGAGAAAACACGGGAACACUAUCACGCCACAGCACUUGGAGCUAAAAUCGUGAAGAAUCUGGUACUGAGUGCUGAUGAUCCUGACAAAGCAACACAUCUCAUAGCAGCAAGGACAG